Molecule: messenger RNA, 1910 nt
Organism: Darwinula stevensoni
Lineage: Eukaryota; Metazoa; Arthropoda; Ostracoda; Podocopida; Darwinulidae
Source: the annotation of a GenBank genome assembly
AUGCGGUGCUUCCUGCCCUCCGUCGUCUGCGCCUUGGUGCUGUGGGCCUGGGGGAACGUGUCGGAGGUGGGAGGGAGCAAGGAGGAGGCCCGACUGAAGGAGGUUCUCUUCGGGGAUUAUCCGAUGGUCCGACCCGUCGCGAACGUCCACGAGCCUCUCGUCGUCUCCUUCUUCUUGGGUCUCUUCAGAGUCUUCCAGCUGGACGAGAGAGGCCAGACGCUGAACACCCUCGUCGAGGUGGUCGAGCGAUGGAACGACACCCAUCUGCGAUGGAACCCCGACGAUCAUUCCGGGAUCCGGCGGAUCGUUAUCCCCUACGACUCCGCCUGGGUUCCGGACAUAAUCCUCUACAACAGCGCGUCGGAGGCUUACUCUCGGGGACUCCUCAUCACGACCCUCGUCCUGGAUCACACCGGGGAGGUGAUGCUGGAGAUCGCGGCCAACUUCCGUUCCUCCUGCAACGUGGACGCCAAGAGCUUCCCCUUCGACAGGCAGACGUGCACCAUGCUCUUCAUGUCCUGGACGCAGGAGUCCGACAAGGUCCAUAGCGUCCAACGCUCCCUUCGCCACGGCAGGAGUUCCACUCGCUCCGAUGCAUUUUCAUCGCCUCAGGUCCAGAUGGUGCUGGAGACCGACCGCGACCUCGAGCUGGUGGCGUACAUGGAGAGCGCAGAAUUCGCGUUGGAAUCGUACACGGCCGUCGCGAAGAACCACACCGACCCCUGCUGCAUCCAUCCCUUCUCGGCCGUGGAAUAUUCCAUCACCAUCACCAGGAGGGCCAUGUUCUUCCUCGUCAUCAACUACGUCCUCCCCAUGGUCGUCAUCGACGUCAUCGCCCUGUUGGCGUUCCUGGUGCCAUGCGAGAGCGGGGAGAAGGUGACGCUGGGGAUCUCCACCAUGCUCAACAUGAUCAUCUUUCUCACGAGCAUCCGCGACCUCCUCCCGCCCACCGGACAGAUCCCUCUCAUCGGAAAGUUCUACUGCGUCUGCAUCUGCUUGGUCGGGCUGGAAGUGGCUCUGAGCAUCUUCACUCUUUACCUUCACCACAUGGAGGGCAUCCCCUUGCCCAAGUGGAUGCAGGACUUGUCCCUGUUGGCGUUUCUGGUGCCAUGCGAGAGCGGGGAGAAGGUGACGCUGGGGAUCUCCACCAUGCUCAACAUGAUCAUCUUCCUCACCAGCAUCCGCGACCUCCUCCCGCCCACCGGACAGAUCCCUCUCAUCGGAAAGUUCUACUGCGUCUGCAUCUGCUUGGUCGGGCUGGAAGUGGCUCUGAGCAUCUUCACUCUUUACCUUCACCACAUGGAGGGCAUCCCCUUGCCCAAGUGGAUGCAGGACUUGUGUCUGAUAUUGACCAAAUUGCCCUUGAUGAGGCAGCCGAAAUUCAUCCAGGACGGCAGCGAAAAGAAGGAGAAUGCAAAGGAGAAUGCAAAGGAGAAUGCAAAGAAAAAGGAAAAGGAGGACACGGACGGGGAGGUCUGGGCUCAGAGAGCCUCCUUUCCUCUCUUCUUCGCUGACGUGGCUCUCCACCGUCCUCGCGGGCCCUCGCACGAGGAAAGGCACCUAAACGUUUCGCCACCUUCAGACAUGGCAGAGCGUUCGGGCAGGGUCCCCGCCCGAACGGAACGCGGGGAGGAGCGGGCAUGGGGACGGGAAUGGGAGCUGGAGACGGGGACGCGGAUGGCACGAGGGCGAGCGAGCAUCGGAGCGGACCUGCAGAACUGGAGGAUGGCCUCGAAGGUCCUGGAUCGAUUCUUUCUCUACCUUUUCACUCUUCUCAACGUCGCCGUCUCCAUCGGAAUCAUGCUGUAUACCCCAAAUUCGUAAAUCGCUGUUCAUUUCACCAAAUGUCUCUCAUAUUUUCACUUACCUUCUUCAGAUUUGCCCCCCUUUUCUUCCCCCGUGUUCCUUAC